AUGGCGCCGUCCAUCUCCAUCGGCACUGCGGCACCGUCUUCGGCGGCGGCGGGUGUCAACAAGAAGAAGAGCGCCGCUGCCGGCGGUUCUCUAGUGGACGAGGCGGAGCUCCUGCGGCGGAGGAACGCGGAGCUGGAGCAGGAGGUGGCGGCGCUGCGGCUGGAGCUGGGCGCGGCGCGGCGGCGCGCCGAGACGGCGGAGGAGGCCGAGGAACGGCUGUGCGUGCAGCUCGGCGACGCCGAGGUGGAGGCGCUGGAGCUCGCGCGCGCCUACCAGGCCCAGGUCCAGGCGCUCGCCGUGGAGCUCGCCGCCGCGCGCGGGGCUCUCGCGGCCAGAUAG
Miscanthus lutarioriparius is the source of this 339-nucleotide messenger RNA. The record is from the annotation of a GenBank genome assembly. Lineage: Eukaryota; Viridiplantae; Streptophyta; Magnoliopsida; Poales; Poaceae.